AUGGAAAGCUGGCACAUAGAGCCACUGGGUUGGCUCUGUUUCGCUUUCGAGUCGUUGGAAUCAAGCUCCAGCUGGACUGAAAGUUCCUUCGAGAUCGAUGUGCUGCUGGAAUCUUCGGCGGGGGCACAAACACCCCUUUCAGAUUUGCGAGCGCAAAACUCCGAUGUGGAGGCGGAGCUCUUUGCGCGUAUACGGGCCCUGGAGUCCCAACUAGCUCAUGGAGUACCGCCACAACUCAACCCUGGAGAGUAUGAAAGCAUAGUACGGGAAAAUUUAGAUAACUCCAUUAAUCUAAAUCAUUACCGGAACAACUCUCCAAUGAGUUCUUCGAACUCCAAAUACUCUCAAUAUAUUGGAUGUUUCCCCUUUGCUAUUCUCCCAUUUCUUCCUAUUCAUAUAGGAAACUUGUAUUUCUCAUUCACAAAUCCAUCUUUGUUUAUGCUGCUAACUCUCAGUUUGGUCCUACUUCUGGUUCAUUUUGUUACUAAAAACGGAGGAGGAAACUCAGUACCAAAUGCUUGGCAAUCCUUGGUAGAGCUUAUUUAUUCUUUCGUGCUAAACCUGGUAAACGAACAAAUAGGUGGUCUUGGAGGAAAUGUUAAACAAAAGUUUUUCCCUCGCAUCUUGGUCACUUUUACUUUUUCGUUAUUUCGUAAUCCCCAGGGUAUGAUACCUUAUAGCUUCACAGUUACAAGUCAUUUUCUCAUUACUUUGGGUCUCUCAUUUUCUCUUUUUAUUGGCAUUACUAUAGUGGGAUUUCAAAGAAAUGGGCUUCAUUUUUUAAGCUUUUUAUUACCCGCAGGAGUCCCACUGCCGUUAGCACCUUUUUUAGUACUCCUUGAGCUAAUCCCUCAUUGUUUUCGCGCAUUAAGCUCAGGAAUACGUUUAUUUGCUAAUAUGAUGGCCGGUCAUAGUUCAGUAAAGAUUUUAAGUGGGUUCGCUUGGACUAUGCUAUGUAUGAAUGAUCUUUUAUAUUUCAUAGCGGAUCUUGGUCCUUUUUUUAUAGUUCUUGCAUUAACCGGUCUGGAAUUAGGUGUAGCUAUAUUACAAGCUCAUGUUUCUACGAUCUCAAUCUGUAUUUACUUGAAUGAUGCUACAAAUCUCCAUCAAAGUGGUUAUUUUUUUAUAAUUGAAUAAAAGCGAGGAGCUUUAGCUUUACUGAGUUUACGAAGUUCAGGAGCGAGAACUUCCCCCGGAUCGAAAGAAAAAAAUAAAAAAGAUUCCGAGCACGUCUGGUCAAAGUCUAUCUUGUCUUUACCACGAGUCAUUUUCCUUGGCUAACCAAAAUGAGAGUUUUGCACAUAUCUUCGGGUUCUUCCAUUUAAUUUCUCCCUCAUAGAGGAAAUAAUAAGUAAGGUGGUAUACUCUAUUUAUCCGCCGGAACUCCUUCUAAUGACCUAUGCAUUCUGUUAUCAUUUCCAGUUGGACGAUCCAUUUACAAUUAUUGAGGCAGAAACGAACUCUUUUCA
Molecule: messenger RNA, 1469 nt
Organism: Impatiens glandulifera
Lineage: Eukaryota; Viridiplantae; Streptophyta; Magnoliopsida; Ericales; Balsaminaceae
Product: ATP synthase subunit a
Exons: 3
Coding region: 1-1137 (378 amino acids)
Biological process (GO): proton motive force-driven ATP synthesis
Molecular function (GO): proton transmembrane transporter activity
Source: RefSeq, a predicted model, not a curated record